Messenger RNA from Cyanistes caeruleus (blue tit), 1597 nucleotides. NCBI's taxonomy places the organism in Eukaryota, Metazoa, Chordata, Aves, Passeriformes, Paridae. The record is from RefSeq and is a predicted model, not a curated record.
UGUCUUUUCUUUUUCCCCUCUCAGGAUAUCCUUUUGCCUUGUUCCAGCGCUAUUUCCUCUUCCAGAAGGAGGCCUACCUCAUUCAUCUCUACAAUGUGUUCACGGGACUCUCAAUUGCUUACUUCAAUUUUGGGAUGCAGUUUCUUCAUUCCCUGAUAUGUGUCCUAAUCCAGUUCCUCAUACUGAGACUAAUGGGUCGCACAGUCACUGCUGUCAUCACCACAUUCCUCUUUCAGAUGACAUACCUUAUGGCUGGAUAUUACUUCACAGCCACAGAGCAUUAUGACAUCAAAUGGACAAUGCCACAUUGUGUCUUGACACUUAAGUUGAUUGGUCUGGCCAUCGAUUACUAUGAUGGAGGAAAAGAUCCGGAGUUCCUGACCCCUGAGCAGAGGCGAUUUGCUGUUCGGGGGGUUCCUACCUUGCUGGAGGUCUCAGGAUUCUCCUAUUUCUAUGGUGCCUUCAUGGUUGGGCCUCAGUUCUCCAUGACAGACUAUCAGAAACUGGCAAGGGGUGAGAUGACUGACGUUCCAGGCCAGAGACCCAAUAGUUUCGUGCCUGCUCUCAAGCGCCUGAGCCUGGGUCUCUUGUUUCUAGUAACCUACACCUUGUCAAGCCUGUACAUCUCUGAUGAAUACCUCACCUCAGAUGACUAUAUGGAGAAGCCUUUCUGGUUCCGUUGUGGUUACAUAUUGAUCUGGGGCAAAAUGAUACUCUACAAAUACGUAACUUGCUGGCUUGUUACGGAAGGUGUCUGCAUCCUUGUUGGUCUGGGGUACAAUGGGAAAGACCAGAAUGGAAAGCCUUUGUGGAAUGCCUGUGCCAACAUGAAGGUCUGGCUGUAUGAGACAACACCUUUGUUCACAGGGACCAUUGCUUCUUUCAACAUCAACACCAAUGCUUGGGUGGCCCGCUACAUCUUCAAGCGCUUGAAGUUCCUGGGCAACAAACUGCUGUCACAGGCACUGGCCCUGUUCUUCCUGGCCAUUUGGCACGGGCUGCACUCUGGCUACCUGGUGUGCUUUCAGAUGGAAUUGCUUAUAGUCAUCGUGGAAAGACAGGUCAUGAACCUUGUUCGAGACAGUCCUCCCCUGAGCACAUUGGCCUCCAUCACUGCCUUGCGGCCCAUCUUCUACGUGCUGCAGCAGACUAACCACUGGAUGUUCAUGGGUUACUCUCUGGUGCCAUUUUGCCUUUUCACCUGGGACAAAUGGAUGAAGGUGUACAGGUCUAUUUAUUUCUUUGGCCACGUGUUAUUCUUCACCUUACUGCUGGUGUUGCCUUACAUUCGCAGAUUAAUUGUGCCACGAAAAGAAAAGCUAAAAAGAGCAGAGUAACAGCCAAAAGAUUGUACCACCUGUGCAUUCGUAGGAGUUGAUUUUACACUCCGGAAGCAAAGCAUCACCUGCCAAGUCUGCUGUGUUGAAGUAUGACUAUUUUUCAACGCAUAAGGAGGGGGAAGGAGAAAGCACAGGGUCAGAGACCCCAAAGGAGGGGAUCUGAGCGAGCCUCCUUGAGACCCUCCACCUUCUGUCUGUUGCCUUAUCUGUGCCGCCCCACGGCCGGCACCACUCGUCUCUCCGCUGAUACCAGAUGA